UAUUAUCAUAAUAUGCCCACAUUCAUAUAAACUAUAUAGUCUAAAUGUAAGAUUAUUAUUCAAACAUUUUUUGGCUGACAUGUCUUUGCUAAAAAGUUAGUUCAGUGCGGAAAGUAAAUCCUCAGCCUCUUCCACCCCCUGGGUUCUCUUUUUUUCUGUUUUAAAGAGAGAAAAUAGUUAUAGCUAGAAUAAAUAAAAAAGUAAAGAAAUGAAGUAUGGGUUAUGAAUUGACAUUGAACAAUCAUUAGAUGAUCUCCCUUCUCCGCUUCACAACUCGUACUGCAUCCAACCAUUCCAACACACGCUUUUAUUCAACUGAUGCAACCAGCAGUGCUCCUAAGGUCGGUGCCUUCCGUGGAGGUAUCAUUGGAUUCCUUUUAGGAGUAACAGCUGCAGGCUCUGCUGGCUAUUAUUAUUUACUAGAUGAAUACAAUAGUGCGUCUGCCUCUCUUUUAAUGUCAGUCAACGAACUUCAAGCAUCUACGGAUAAGGUCAAAGACUACGCACGUCGAAUUGAGACAGUUGAUAGAGAUGUUGCAAAAUUAAAGGCAAUGGCAGCUACUAAACAAGAAUUGACUGAUAUGAAAGUAGAUUUACGUAAAUUAUAUGAUACACUCAAUAUGGAGCAUCUUGAGUUGAAAACUCAUGUUUGGGGAUUAGAAAAAGACUUGAGCACCACAUUAAACGGACAACAGCAACCAAAGCAUGAAUCAUAACUUUUUUGUUUCGUGCGACAGAUCUUUUCAUUUUUGGAAUUUGUUAACCAAUAAAAUAUUGUUUGCAUGAAUCGAAUCAGCUUGUCUCUACUCAUCCUAUAUGCAGCAAUUCAUUUGAUAUAAUCUAUACAUAUCUAAUUAUCAUCAAAUCAGAAUAAAGCUAGUAUCAAACCAAUAUGAUUGCUCAUUAAUUAUAAACAAUGGCACAAGUUAGAAAAAUAGAUAAUAAAAUGUGUGUUGAUAUGACUAUUUAUAAAUAAU
This is a messenger RNA of Rhizopus microsporus ATCC 52813, 977 nucleotides long. RefSeq lists its product as uncharacterized. Bases 249 to 716 code for a protein of 155 amino acids. NCBI's taxonomy places the organism in Eukaryota, Fungi, Mucoromycota, Mucoromycetes, Mucorales, Rhizopodaceae. The transcript is spliced from 5 exons. The record is from RefSeq and is a predicted model, not a curated record.